Pseudozyma hubeiensis SY62 is the source of this 3978-nucleotide messenger RNA. Its product is annotated as indoleamine 2,3-dioxygenase. Gene Ontology annotation, molecular function: protein binding; metal ion binding; heme binding. The record is from RefSeq and is a predicted model, not a curated record. The transcript is spliced from 5 exons. The coding region runs from base 1 to 3978 and encodes 1325 amino acids. Lineage: Eukaryota; Fungi; Basidiomycota; Ustilaginomycetes; Ustilaginales; Ustilaginaceae.
AUGCUAGAAUCUGGAAAGAUCGACGUGUAUGCGGUCACAACUGCGAACCUUGACUCGACGCAGUGUAAUGGCGACGGGGAGACGGAUGUGUCCGUGCAGCGGCGGCUAGCAAACACCAACUGCAGAACUUUGGGCCGAAAGGACGACUUGCGUCGACGCUAUCAGUCGAGACGGUGCCAAGCGCUUGAAAGUGGGUUGAAGAAGAAGCGACCGAUGCUGUCCAUACCGCAGUCCUCAACUCCGAAUCCGCUGUUGCGAACACCGAGGCAACCAAGCAUCGCUACGCCAGCCCGAACAAACAAAGUCGAAAUUCCUUCUCGUAGAGUGCAACCAGCUGCUUCGGGGCCAUCGACCUCUUCUCGGACCACUUUAAGCCAGCGCUUUCGACGAGCUAUCCAGCAGGGCGACCUGGCUGCAGCACAGCGGAUUGCCGCCAGAGCAUUCGACCUUCAGUUCUUGCCCCGAUCCGAAGAACAAGAUGCGUACGGCGCGCUUGGCGACGGGAGCACCCUUCGUGCGCCCAGAGCGGCUCUGCGUGCAGCACAGGCGCAACGACCUUCGUCGGCACAUCCCUUCGACAUCCGCAACGUUGCAGACGCACCCGAGGGUGUAGGUCUCACCAAGCAUCACCACCACCGCAAAUACACACUCGCCAUACACGACGAGUCCUUUGCACAAGAUGCAGUCGAAGAUGCUGAUCCCAGCUUGCUCGUAGCUAUCAGACACAAUGCUGAUGUAGAGAUGAUUCGCUGGCUCAUAGAAAUGGGUCACGAACAUCACAUCCCGAGCCUAGAUAACGACGGCAACACCGUGCUCCACCUCGCAACUCUGUACGAUCGCUCCGACAUCAUCUACGCCUACUCGACGUACACCUCGAGCCACGUCGCAUCUACGUUGGCUGAUCUGAUCGAUGCCGAGACCUUGCAUGACCGAAGGACCGCACUUCAUCUAUCUUGCAUCCGCGGUUUUGAUGAUGUAGCACGCCAGCUGCUAGAUUUGGGUUCCGAUGUCGAUCUGCAAGACCGCGCGGGCAACACUGCGCUGCACUUUGCAUCCGCAUGGGGGCACGUAUCGCUCUUGCAGCUGCUCAUCGAGCGUGGCUGUUCCCUUGCUGUCAAGAACGCCGAAGGCUCCACCGCUUCCGACUACGCCUACUCGCACAGCGUCAAAGAAGCGCUCGAGACGCUCGGUCGUGUUCGCUACGAGAGUCGCAAAAAGACUCGGCGUGGGACCGCAGCUACAGUCAUGCCGGCUGGAGGUCGACCCUCGGCAUCAUUCGCAGGCGCAACUUCGCCUCAGGCGGACGAGUCCAUAUCAUCCGAUCGACAGUCGCGAUCCAGACCUUUCCCUUCCUUCCUCAGUCGAAACGGCUCCAACAGCGGAGCACACAGGGGCAGCACGACAACCACACCCGUUCGUGGCACAUUCGCUGACACGAAGGCUGACCAGACGACCGACUUGUACGACGACUGGGAUCCGGAAAAGACGUUUGCCCAGCCGGGUCAAGAUCUGUUUCCGGGCAACCGUGGUGUGUUCUCGUCUCCACCGGUGCAGCGGAUUGCUAGCCCGGCCAAUCUCUCAACGCCAGGCAGAGCUUCGAUCGAUCUGUACAGCGAAGUACUCAACCACUCGCCCCGUGCCCCCGCAGCGGCUACUCUUGGCGCUGCUCCACACAGCGGAGCGCACGAGCACGCUGCCCCGGCACAGGACAGAGUGCCAGCUCAGUCACCUUCGACGACGCUACCCAACGCCUACAAGGGGCUAGCGCCCAACGGUAUCUCAGGAGCCGAAAUCAAGCGUCAGCUCUCACCCAAUUUCAGUCAAAUCAUCCGGCGCACACCGAGUCCCCGGAACGUCGGUGCAUCAGCGGAUAAAGUCAGGUUGCAAGACGCCGCAGCCAUGUCGCUCUUCCGCAGCACCACGCCACAGCCGAAUCACGUCCCGGGCAGAAUUGAUACGCCACCGAUCCCGUACACGAUACGAAGCGAGAGUCCUCUGUUGUUGAACCGAGCCGGCAGGGGUAGUGUCAAGUCCCCACCACCGCCGCCCGAGGUGUUCAGACCAGGAAGCACACCUGACUCGACGGCAGUUGGUGGCAGCGGCGAGAAGGUCAGUGUAGAUCGGAUCGGAGAAGGCCGAGGACAACUUGAUCGAGAGCUGAGAGCUUAUCGCGGCUGCCUUCGAUACGUGUCGUCAACGUACGUCCCUGCUUGUGCGACGAUGAGCCGAAUGCCCAGCCGGAAAGGUACCCCUUUCCAGCGCAUCCUGUACACUCCUUUGAACCGCGAAUCGGUCCUGUCCUUCGCAUUGCAAUCUCCAAGCACGGCACGGCCUGGUGCCGAAGCAUACUCGCGGCAAUCCACGCGGGUAUCUGACCGGGCGCAAAUUCAGACGGGCCAAAAACCGGGCCUUUACGCUCAGCUCACACGCGUCGCUUUUUCGCUAGCGAGCUGUCCAAGAACGAAAAAGACCUAUCAAGGUCAUAUGCCAUCCGAUGUGGGGUUGUUGCCCAUGCAGCGUAUCGCUCCAGCUGCGAGGAUGACGAUCCACCAACCUGCCGAUUCUAACGGACACCGCGCCACUGGACUUCUCGGCACCGGCGAAUUCGGCGAUGCCGUUCUGGACGAGCUCAAACCCGAUGGACCCGAAGCCAAGGCUGUCGACUCUGCCAUCUCCUCCGGAAACUCCCACUUGCUCGCCGCGCUCUUCCGCGACUACUGCUUCGCGACAUCGGCUUAUCUUCUGGAACCCGUUGAUCGAGCCUUCCGUCAAACCGGAUUGUACACCCAGGGUCGAUCUGUUCUCCCACAGCAGCUCGCCGUUCCCCUCAAGAAGCUCGCCGAUAAGUUGGGUCAUUUCCCUUACAUGGAGUACGCCUCCUCCUACGCCCUGGUGAACUACCUCUGCAAGGAUCCGAACUACAAGGGCAAUGCAGGAAAAUACAGCUUCGACAACAUGGAGUUGAUCCGUUCGUUCGAAGACGCUUCUGGUUCCGAGAGAGGCUUCAUCUUGGUUCAUGUCGAGAUGGUCUCCUACACCGGUCAAUUGGUGUCCGCUACGGAGGACGCUCUACGAGCAUGCAACGCAAAAGACGUAGCUGCUUUCGAAGACGCUUUCGAGCGAUUGUUGGUGGUGUACCGAAAGAUCAAUGAGAGCAUGGAGACCAUGUGGAAACGUUCUCUGCCCGAGGAUUACCUCAAGUACCGAAGCUUCAUCUUCGGCACGGGUCCUAAGAAGAUGAACGCCAUGUUCCCGCAGGGAGUCGUCUACGAAGGCGUCAGCGAAGAGCCUCAGUUCUACCGCGGUGAAUCCGGAGCCAACGAUUCCAUCGUCCCCACCGGAGACAACCUCCUGGAGAUCACGGCGCACAUGCCCAACAACGAUCUGACCAAGACGCUGCGCGACUUCCGCUCGUACCGACCGAAGAACCAGCGAGAGUUCCUGCAGCAGCUCGAAGCCCGAUCCACUCUGGCGGGAGUUCGUGGUUUCGCCAUGUCAAGCAGCGCCCGCAGCAAGGCACUGUACGUGCUGCUCGUGGAUCAGAUCCGAGAAUUCAGGAACAGACACUGGAUGUUCACCAAGAGCUACAUCAUCCAACGCACCAGCUACGACAUCGCCACCGGCGGAAGCCCCAUCCUCCAGUACCUGCCCAACAACCUCAGUGUCGUACUCAAGGUUCUCGAGGAGAGCUUCGACGAGUUCACCGCUGCAGACGCCAACCAGCUCGGCAACGGCGUUGAGGCCAAGAGUGGCAGCAAGCACAGGAUCUCCGACGUGGAGCUGUUGGAGAGCGUCGAUGCUGCAGGUAAAAGGGCGGGUGCCCAGAGAAGGCUGUUGGAGAGAGAGGUGGCUGAGCUGUUGAGGGAGAAGGAGGAGAGGAUCCAGAAGCUUGGUGGCGAUGUGGAGAAGGGUAGGGGUAUGUUGGGCGAGCAGAGGGAGAUGAAGCGAGGUGCGGUUGGCUGCGACGGUGUUGGAUGA